GUCGCAACCGGCUCCUUUCCGAGAAGAUAUCCCCCCCAUCUUUCAAACUGCCAAUGCACGCCCGGACCGGCUGGUGCAUUUGAUUCCAGAUGAGUUGGCACAGGCAGUGCCUGAGCAUCCGCUCUUUGCAUACCCGAAGACGACUAAGCCCCAGGAUGGCUUCGUGGACGUAUCGUGCAAGACCUUUGCAGAUGCGAUCAACCGAGUAGCCUGGUACUUGCGGUACCUCUUGGGGCCUCCCAAGAAUUUCGAAACUAUUGCGUAUAUGGGUCCUAGUGAUAUCCGCUACUUUCUGUUCAUGUUUGGGGCCAUAAAAGUGGGCUAUAAGAUGCUAUUUGUGUCCCCUCGAAACAAUGUCGAGGCUCAUGUGAACGUCCUCGCCGGCGUGGACUGCCAUGUGUUUCUCCGAGCCAGACAGACGAAUAUCGAUCCCAUCCUCAAAGAGAGGCCGAUGCUUUCCUGGGUGAUCCCGGAACUCGAGGAGUUUCUCCUUGACUACCCCGUGGCAAUCUAUCCUUACAAAAAGAGCUUCGAGGAAGCCUGGUCUGACCCCUGUCUUGUGCUACAUACUACAGGAUCAACGGGUCUUCCGAAGCCGAUCACAUGGAAGGUUGGCAUCCUGAGUACAUAUGAGGCGUGGCGAACCAUUCCUCAUGUGGACGGGUACGUCCCAACAACAGAGGUGUACCAACAGUCUCGUCGAGCGUAUACCUCAAUGCCACUUUUCCACACAAGCGGGCUGAAUGCUGGAAUCACCUGGGCUAUGCUGCUGGGAGUCACUUUGGUAUAUGGUGCGCCUCAAGUAGUUCCCAACGCGAUAUACGCAGAUGAAAUGCAUCAGUAUGCCAACGUGGAUGCGUCCAUGGGAGCACCGGCGAUAUAUGAAGAGCUGAGCCGUGAUCCGGAGGCGCUCGAGAGGGUCAAUCGGCUUCACUAUGUUGUUGCCAGUGGUGCUCCCCUGUCUCACAAAGCAGGAGAUCUCAUCUCAAAGCACACACGGGUCAUCUGCAAUCUCGGAGCCACCGAGACAGCCUGCCUGCAACGCCUGGCUCCUUCAAUCGAUGACUGGCCCUACUUCCACUGGCACCCAACACACUCCGGCAUUGAGAUGAGAGAGACAUCAGGCGGGCUAUACGAGCUCUUCCUUGUCCGCACUCCAGGGUUAGAACUCUACCAGGGAGUGUUCAACACAUUCCCAGAAAUUGAGGAGUGGUCGAUGAGAGACCUCUACUCACGACAUCCGGACCCUUCCAAGCCAUUCCUGUACAUGUAUCAAUGCCGAAAAGACGACGUCAUUGUCCUUAGCAAUGGCGAGAAGAUUGCUCCUGCUUUGAUAGAAGCAACUCUGAUGAGCCACCCGCUCGUCAAGGGAGCCAUGGUAGUUGGUCUGGGAAGGUUUCAGCCAGCUGUGCUCAUUGACCUGCACUCUGACGUGCCACGCAAUCUGACCGAAAAGCAUCAGCUGCUUGAAAGCAUGAAGUCCACAAUUGAAGAAGCCAAUGCGCAUGCACCAGCACACGGAAAGCUGGACCAACAUCAUAUUUUGUUCGCGGACCCAUCCAAGCCGAUCAAGUAUCUCGGUCAAGGAAAGAUUCAGCGAAAAAGCACGUUUAGCUUGUACGAGGACGAGAUUGAAGAGUUGUACAAGGCAGCCGAUGAGGCCGUUGAGCAGUCUGAGUUUCUGGAUCUCCCUGCUUUGCAGCUUGAUGGUCCAGCGGGUGUUGCUUCGUGGUUGCAAGAGUUGAUAAAACAGGUUACUAAUAUGGAGCCACUGGAGAGAGAUGCCGACUUUUUUGCAGCGGGAAUUGACUCUCUGCAAGUGGUUAAAAUCGCCAGAGAGUUGCGCUUCCAGGCAAGAGAGCUGGGGAUCGGGGAUAAGAGUGCCGCGAUGUUUCCUCCGGCCUCAAUAUACACCCAUCCAACAAUUGAUCAGCUGGCUGACCAUAUUUUGGCCCAGUUGAGCCCCGCGCCGUCUUAUAGCAACCGGCUCGUGGAGAAUAGUCAUAUCCAUGCUGAAGAAAGCCCCCAGCUGGCGCAAAUGCAUCAGCUCUUCGGCAAAUACUCGGAUGGACUUCCUCGGUCCAGCCAGCAUGUUCCUCUUCCACCAUCAAACAACAUGGUUGUCAUUCUUACUGGCAGCACAGGCUCUCUUGGGUCCUACCUUCUUGACGAGCUCCAGAAGGAUAAAAACAUAACUCGCAUCAUCUGCCUCAAUCGGAGCGCCGAUGCUGCCCAGAAACAUGCGAAGCUUGGGCUUCAGCGUGGCCUUAACACCAUAGAACCCAGCCGCGUGGAAUUCCUGCAGGCAGACCUCUCAAAAUACCAGUUUGGCCUUCAGGAUGCGACGUAUAGGGAGUUACUGCAGACCGUGACCCAUGUCAUUCAUAAUCAAUGGGCAGUCAAUUUCAACUGGAACAUUGCCAGUUUCGAGCCAUUCAUCCGUGGAGUUCGCCAUCUCAUUGACUUCUCUCACGCGUCUGAGCGGCAUUCGUUCAUCACGUUCAUUUCCAGCGUCUCUGCCGUUGGCUCUUGGGACUCGGAAAACCCCGUACCCGAAGAACCCAUCCAUGACUUUCGCGUUGCAGCAAAAAUGGGAUAUGGCCAGUCAAAGCUCAUUUCAGAGUGUCUUCUCGACAAAGCGGCCGAGAUUUCUGGCGUGAGAUCCGCAUGCUGUCGAGUCGGGAUUGUCGCAGGUCCAGUUGAACAGCCUCUGGGCCUCUGGAAUCCCAACGAGUAUAUUCCUUCGAUUUUCAUCUCCUCGGCACACAUGAAAGCGGUCCCAGUCACAUUUCCAUCCAGAGACCGAUUGGACUGGAUCCCAGUCGACAAACUGUCCAAAGUCCUGCUUGAGAUUCUGCGCCACUCUACCGAGCCAAGUCAAGAGGCCUUAUCCGCUAACGCACAAGUAUACCACGUCAUCAACCCAUCGUGGACGUCUUGGUCUGAGAUCGCGCCGGAAUUGCUCGCCUGCUAUCCUGAUAACCUAGACAUGAAGCCAUUGUCUUUCGAGAACUGGGUAGAUAAUUUACAGCACAUCGUCCAGACAACGAAGGUGGAUGCGACAGAUAUUCCAGCAGCCAAGCUGCUUGACUUUUUCAAGAACGCCGUUUACGAGUCUCCUGAAGCUCGGAUGUUGUUACCCGCGAGGACGCAGGAGGCUAGUCCUCAGUUACGCAGCGUUGGCUGUGUGAAUGCGUUGUGGGUCAGCAAUUGGAUGCGUCAGUGGGGAAUCAUCUCCGGUGGAUCGAGUGAGAGGAGUUUCCGAAGUGAGGAAAGUGUUGGGUCUGGUGAGAGCAGUGGCUUCCUGCCGUUGAACUAGUAGUUAUGGAUAAGGGCUUUGAAUUGUGGUUUGGCGUCUUUCUUUCUUUUCAUUCAUUCUACUUACUCUAGACAUACAGGC
Aspergillus steynii IBT 23096 is the source of this 3400-nucleotide messenger RNA. Its product is annotated as L-aminoadipate-semialdehyde dehydrogenase. Lineage: Eukaryota; Fungi; Ascomycota; Eurotiomycetes; Eurotiales; Aspergillaceae. The record is from RefSeq and is a predicted model, not a curated record. The transcript has 6 exons. Gene Ontology annotation, molecular function: phosphopantetheine binding. The coding region runs from base 266 to 3319 and encodes 1017 amino acids.